Molecule: messenger RNA, 576 nt
Organism: Perca fluviatilis (European perch)
Lineage: Eukaryota; Metazoa; Chordata; Actinopteri; Perciformes; Percidae
Exons: 2
Coding region: 315-518 (67 amino acids)
Source: RefSeq, a predicted model, not a curated record
CACAAACACAGUCCAAAUACCAUGUGACCAGUUUAUGCAAUAAAGCCAAGGCUUUAUAUACUACCUGUAGGGACCAGUGUCCCUUAAGGGAGAUCCUCACAGUGCAGGUGUGUGUCGGUGCAAGUAAGGGAGUAAGGGAGUGAAGAGUGUGUUUUUGGACGUAGGGAAGAGCCGCUGCCUCAGCCUGGUGGAGAAGACCGAGGCCAGAGAGACACAGAGGGCCUCACAGUGAUAAAGUUGCCUAGCAAACAGUCCUAAGAGCUGGAAGAGUCUCGUGUGGUCUCAUCUGUGAAACAUCGGAGAGAACAACAACAAUGUUUUUUCGCAUCCCUCGACUGACCCCUGGAUACAUAAGAUACCUCCAGACUCAGGCAGCCCAGAAUGUGCUGCAGAGCCGGGAAGGCCUUGUGAUGCCGCGUAUGGCCAUCCUGCUGGGUUUCAUGGGGAUCGGCAUGUCCGGCUACAGCUCCCGCCAACUCACACUGAACUGCAAGCCGUCGAGUCACCUCUUUAGAUGAAACGGAUGAACUACAGGGAGCAUACACAUCCACACAUGCACAUGCAUUCCCCCUCCAC